AUGGACAACACGAGAAACACAUCGAGGCAUUUAGGAUUGACAGAACGAGUUUUAUUGGAAAGGCUACGGAUCAAUGAAUGGGGGACCGUAACGUCUGCUCUGUUGGUCGAUUCUACGCAAGAACUAAAGCAAGAUAACCUCAGAAAAGCUCUUGUUCUUCUGGCCAAGCGGUAUCCUUUGCUGCGAAUGAGAAUAAAAGAAACCACCGAUGGAGUGUACUUUGAAGAAAUGGAAGACCACCAUAAAGUUGAUUUUGAACUGUUGAACCAAGUAACAGCCGAUAACUGGAUACAAGGCUUCGAGGCAGAACUGAACGGUUAUCAGUUUGACAUCACAAGAGGGCCUUUAUGGCGCGCAAGACUACUGAAAGAAACUUGCCGCGAGGGAAAAUUCAAAAACGCGGUGGUAUUCACAUUUCUACACGUCAUCUGUGAUGCGCUCUCUAUUUUUGCGCUUCAAAAACAACUACUGGAAUUUAUCAAUUCCCUCAGCAGCGGCCAAGAAGUUGAAGCCAAAAGCCUUCCUGUCCGGCCUCCAUUGGAAUCACUGGUCCAUGCAGUUCACCCAGACAGAAAAGAGAAGAUAUUGUUCUCGAGUUUCUUCAAGCUCCAGCGAACCAAAGCGUUUCUUGUCAAGCCUAAGAAUUUGUUUCUGUCCAUUUAUCCCCCAGUGGCAAAAAAGGAUCCAUGUGCGACCAAGAAAACUUGUCUUUUAGCUCGAAGUCUCUCUGAAGAAGAAACCAAGUUGCUGAUCAAGAGUUGUAAGGAAAAUAAGUGCACGGUGCACGGCGCAAUUACUGCUUCCACGCAUCUCGCAAUUGCGCGAAUUCUACACCGAGGGAAACACGAUCUGAAAACUGCAGUGCCACUGGAAUCAUCUUACACCAUCAGUUUACGUAGAGAAUGCGAGCCAAAGGUCAGCAGCGAAGAAUUUGGUGCCUACGUGACCGCCAGUGGUUUGAAAAUUGCCGUGCCUCCGGUUGAGCCAAACGACAAGCAAGGCUUCUGGGAGUUCGCGCGUACCUGUACCCGCGAGGUCCACGCGCAGCUGGAUUCUGGAAAGUAUCGGAAUCUAACGAAGUUAUAUCACUGUGUAGAUGUUCGAUCCUACUGCAAAAUGUCCAACAUUGAUUUUAACGAGGGUCGCAGAGUCCAGAUCCUUAAUAUAACCAACUGCGGAGCCUUGCAGACGGAGCAAGCAGAUGAUCCGCGUUACAAGUUUGCUGGCUCGUAUUUUGGCUUGCAAGGCACAAAGACAAGCCACCUGUUUGGAAAUAACAUCAUGACAGUAGAUGGGCGACUUUACUGGGCCGUGGAGUAUUUCCCACAUGUCACUACCAAGACACAAGCUGAAGAAGUAUUUGACUCGACUUUGGAAGUCAUAAAACAAGCUUGUGUGGGGUGA
Molecule: messenger RNA, 1404 nt
Organism: Porites lobata
Lineage: Eukaryota; Metazoa; Cnidaria; Anthozoa; Scleractinia; Poritidae
Source: the annotation of a GenBank genome assembly